Messenger RNA from Perkinsus marinus ATCC 50983, 558 nucleotides. RefSeq lists its product as hypothetical. Lineage: Eukaryota; Perkinsozoa; Perkinsida; Perkinsidae. The record is from RefSeq and is a predicted model, not a curated record. The annotation marks the transcript as partial. The transcript has a single exon.
AUGCUCGACGCCGCUCUGGACAACGAUGAUGAAGAUGGUAGAGCUCUUGCUGGUGUCCUUCGACUUCAACCCCCAGAUUCGGCUAAGUGGAAAGGCUCCUCUGAUCUACGCCCAGCGAAAGCCUUCUUAUAUAAGGUUGCAGCCGCUGCUCGCCUUACCGCUUUAUCUGAGAUCAACACGUGGAGGUUUCUCACGCAAGUAUGCCUACAAGAGCGCCAUACCAGAGAGCUACUAAGCUAUCUAGAGGCUAAUCAUGGUGCUGGACUAUCGAUUGCCGAUAAACUAAGGUUCACCGAACUAUGGUUUAACCAUCGCUGGAACAUUACCAACAGUGUGGAUCGAGUUUACCAGGAACUGGAGGCCAUCAAGGUCAACGACUUCACUGAUACAGAAACUCUACACAGCAGGCUUCUUAGCGCUCAGCAAGAUGCGUCCUAUCUAGGACAUACCAUUCCUCCGUCGACACUAAGGAGAUCAUUCCUAAAGGCCUUACCUGAUGCUCUAAAAGCACCUCUGCUACAGGUUAUACCGAGCCCGGACGCCCCCUUGAACGACUUG